This is a messenger RNA of Penicillium macrosclerotiorum, 2616 nucleotides long. RefSeq lists its product as uncharacterized. The transcript has 3 exons. The record is from RefSeq and is a predicted model, not a curated record. The coding region runs from base 1 to 2616 and encodes 871 amino acids. Lineage: Eukaryota; Fungi; Ascomycota; Eurotiomycetes; Eurotiales; Aspergillaceae.
AUGUCACGCCACGGGUCCUAUUCUGUAGUCAGAAAUGACACUGAUGAGCCUGAUGAAGAUUCAUCAGUUUCUCAUAAUGCUGUACCCGAUUCACAUAAUGAUAUGGACCUGGAAAUGACGCAGCUCAGGAGUUCUUGUUCAACGAUUUCAUCAACAUCACAAAUUACCCACGAUGGAGAGGAGAACCGUGAUGAAGAACUUGCAUUGGAGGAUCUCCUUAAAAAGGCGCCACAGAAUAAGCCAUGGGAGGAUCCGGUGCGGUGGUGCGUCUAUGCGACGGCUGCGGUACUGCUCGUCAACAUCAUCAUUACUGUCACUGCAAUCGGGACAUCUGCUUCUCAUUAUGGCCCUCUCAGUUUCGGCUCUAUAACAACCUAUCGAGGUUCCUGCGACAGAGUCUCAUAUAUGAAGACUGGCAUUCACCUAGUUAUCAAUGUCCUAAGUGUGAUUUUGACUGCGACAAGCAGCUAUUGUUGCCAGAUCCUUGUUGCACCUUCACGAUCAGACAUAGACCGAGCGCAUUCUAGUCGUUCCUGUGUAUCUAUCGGUGUCUUCAGUCUUCAAAACUUCGAAAACACCAGCCGGAUAUGCAAGUUCCUGUGGAUUUUGCUGAUAGGGACAUCAUUCAUGAUGCAGUUGAUUUAUAACUCGAUAUUCUAUUCUUCUACCAACGCUAAUUCCUAUGCGGCACUUGUCGCAUCAGAAGUCUUCGUAUCAAACCACAGUGUUCCAACUUCUACAUACGAGGAUGUUUCCUGUUUCCAGAGAGAUAACACGAUGUGGAACAUGACAGGGUGGAGUUUACCGGAAUUUCGUUCAACUCUCCUUAAUGGCACUUUCGAAAAACUCAGCAAAGAAGAGUGCUUCGAUACGUAUGCUGUCGACUAUCUGAGCGAUAGGCGUACUGUCGUGGCUGUGCCGUCCGAUCCAGUGCCCAUUAAUAGCAGUCUUGCCUUAGCUGCAUACGGAUUCCCAACACGCAUGACCGGAGCCAUUCCGGAUAACCCAAUUGGCACCCUACAGCGGAGAAUGAUCGGCGACAGUGAAACUAGUGGCUUUGGAUGGAUGUGUGCCAACCAAGGAGAUGAAAUGGGCAUUUCUUGCUCAAGGAAUGACUUUCAAGGAUCAAGUCCAUGGGUUCUCUUCUCAGUGUACUACCCUAAAAUUACGCAGGUCAAUGUGACAGAUGGUGACUUUCAAGUGACGGCAUUUUCUAUUUCCAAUGAAAGGGGGGAUCUGCAAUCUAAGGCAAAUUUGACCGAGAAAGCGAUAGAUUCAUUUGUUAACUUCCUCCAAGACAACCCCACCGUGAGUCAGACUGAAUCAUAUUUUGAAAAUGUCGCCUGGUCAGAGUCAACAAGCAGCUGGCAAGUGUCAUCUUACUGUGACGGAUUGGAAGAUUUGUCUUGGCAAUACCUACAAACCACCAGCAUUGGGGGCGGUGGAGGGGAUUGGUACGGUAUCAGUCAAGACAUUGAUUACUGCCUAAGCCAGAAAACCGACGAGGAAUGUGAACUUUUAUAUCACUUGCCAAUUGCCUUUGCCAUGAUCUUGUGCAAUAUUAUAAAGUUAGCGUGUCUGUGGCGCCUAGUUUAUAUCAACCGUCACGACCUCAUUUUGAAUAUUGGGGACGCAAUAUCCUCUUUUCUCCAACGUCCCGACCCAACUACAAAAAAUCGCUGCAUGCUUUCACACUCAAAAGUACACCCAUAUCCUGUCGAUGAUUGGUGGAAACGAUCUAAGAACCGACAAGGAACGGGUGUUGUGAUUUCCGAUACACCUCACCCCGAGGAAAUUUCCACGAAAUCUCCUAAAAUAUGGAGCAAUGCGAGCAAAGCGAAGAUUUGGAUCUCGACUUUGGUCGUGUUGAUACUGUAUAUUUCCAUGACACAGCUCCUACUGCAGAUUCCCGUGAACAAUUACCUGGAAAAAAACAUUUGGGACUCGAAAGGAUUCUCCCAGACGACACCUGAUACCCUGCUGCUCAAUCUUUCCACGAGCUACAUCGGCAUGGAACUUCUGGCCAAUACACCACAGGUCGCUGUGUCGCUACUAUACUUCUUCCUUAAUGACACACUCACGCGCAUGCUUCUCGCAGCGGACUAUAACAAAUACGCUGUGUCCCGCCGCCCGCUGCGAGUAUCUUUUCCUCGUGGCGAGCAGCGAUCGACAUUCUAUCUCACCAUCCCAUACCGCUAUAGCGUGCCAUUCUUGCUAGUCUUCACGUUGAUUCAUUGGCUUGCUUCCGAAGGCAUCUUCUAUGUCCAGAUCUUACCAUAUGAUAUCUAUGGUCAUCCCGUCUACUCUGCUAUUGUGAUGACAUGCAGUGUGUCGACUAUUCCAUUCCAGAUUUCGAUGUUUCUCGCAAUCUCGAUUUUUCUCGUCAUCGCCUUUUUAGGGGCUAAGAGGUUCAAAUCCCAGGCCAUGCCGGCUGUAUUUGAGUGCAGUCUCGCUCUAAGCGCGGCUUGUCACCCACCUGCUGACGACUCUAAAGCUGCUUUCAAGCCGGUAAUGUGGGGCGCUGUGGAGAGGGGCAAGUUAGAAGAAGAGUAUUUGCAUUGCAGUUUUAGCUCAAAGAGAGUGGAAACACCUAUUGAAGGUGUGAAGUACGCUUGA